This is a messenger RNA of Ipomoea nil (Japanese morning glory), 3905 nucleotides long. Its product is annotated as protein EXPORTIN 1A. NCBI's taxonomy places the organism in Eukaryota, Viridiplantae, Streptophyta, Magnoliopsida, Solanales, Convolvulaceae. Gene Ontology annotation, biological process: protein export from nucleus; ribosomal large subunit export from nucleus; ribosomal small subunit export from nucleus. Gene Ontology annotation, molecular function: nuclear export signal receptor activity; small GTPase binding. Bases 243 to 3473 code for a protein of 1076 amino acids. The record is from RefSeq and is a predicted model, not a curated record. Gene Ontology annotation, cellular component: nucleus; cytoplasm. The transcript is spliced from 32 exons.
AAAACAGGAGGGAAGCCCUUAAACCAAUUUCAAAGUCUUCUCUCUCACUCUCCAACUCCUUCUUCUGCUGCUGCUUCAAUUCGAAGCUGUCUUCUUGUCCUUUUCAAAUAUACAUACAUACUUAUAUAUAUACAACUGCUUCCCUGUAUUUGUCCUCUUCUCCGAGGUGUAGCCGUGCCGGUUGCCCCUUCGAACUAGGGUUUCUUCCCCCUCCUGCGAUUUCUAGGGUUUAUCACUCUCCCAUGGCGGCGGAGAAGCUUAGGGAUUUGAGUCAGCCGAUUGAUGUCGCAUUGCUUGACGCCACUGUCAAUGCUUUCUAUGGCACUGGAUCUAAGGAGGAGAGGGCUGCUGCUGAUCAUAUUUUGCGUGAUUUGCAAAAUAACCCAGACAUGUGGCUUCAAGUGGUUCACGUCCUAUCCAGCACACAAAACUUGAAUACCAAAUUUUUUGCUUUACAGGUUCUAGAAGGUGUCAUAAAGUAUAGAUGGAAUGCUUUGCCUGUUGAGCAACGAGAUGGGAUGAAAAAUUACAUCUCUGAACUUAUUGUGAAGCUUUCAAGUGAUGAAGCAUUUCUUCGGCGAGAAAGAUUAUAUCUGAACAAAUUAAAUGUUAUUUUGGUUCAGAUUUUGAAGCACGAGUGGCCAACAAGAUGGCGAAGCUUCAUUCCUGAUUUAGUUGCUGCGGCAAGGACAAGUGAAACUAUUUGUGAGAAUUGCAUGGCUAUAUUGAAGCUUCUUAGUGAGGAGGUUUUUGAUUUCUCAAGGGGUGAAAUGACUCAGCUGAAGAUCAAAGAGCUAAAACAGUCACUAAACAGUGAGUUUCAACUCAUUCAUGAGCUAUGUCUAUAUGUGCUCUCUGCAUCUCAAAGAACUGAGCUUAUCAGGGCUACUCUUGCUACAUUACAUGCUUUCCUCUCAUGGAUUCCUUUGGGUUAUAUUUUUGAAUCUCCACUGCUGGAAACACUACUUAAAUUUUUCCCUGUCCAUGCUUAUCGUAACCUUACACUUCAGUGCCUGACAGAGGUUGCUGCACUCAGUUUUGGAGAUUUUUACAAUAUGCAGUAUGUGAAGAUGUACACCAUCUUCAUGGCCCAGCUGCAGACCAUUCUUCCACCCAAUACAAACAUCCCUGAGGCUUAUGCACAAGGCACCAAUGAAGAUCAGGCAUUUAUUCAGAAUUUGGCAUUAUUUUUCACCUCGUUCUUUAAGUCCCAUAUUCGGGUGUUGGAGAAUUCCCAGGAAAAUAUAAAUGCACUACUGAUGGGUCUUGAAUAUCUUAUUAACAUCUCAUAUGUGGAUGACACUGAGGUUUUCAAGGUCUGCUUGGAUUAUUGGAAUUCUUUAGUUCUGGAGCUGUUUGAAGCACAUCAUAAUGUAGACAACCCUGCAAUGACUGCAGCUCUCAUGGGGCUACAGAUGCCAAUGCUUCCUGGUAUGGCUGAUGGUUUGGGUGCACAACAGAUGCAAAGGCGUCAACUUUAUGCUGGUCCAAUGUCUAAGUUGAGGUUACUAAUGAUAUGUCGCAUGGCAAAGCCUGAAGAGGUUCUUAUUGUGGAAGAUGAAAAUGGGAAUAUUGUCCGUGAAACAAUGAAGGAUAAUGAUGUUCUUGUGCAAUAUAAGAUCAUGAGGGAAACACUAAUCUACCUGUCACAUCUUGACCAUGAAGAUACAGAAAAGCAGAUGCUUAGAAAACUUAGCAAGCAACUAGAUGGUGAGGAUUGGUCAUGGAACAAUCUUAAUACAUUAUGCUGGGCAAUUGGAUCCAUAUCUGGGUCUAUGAUGGAGGAGCAAGAAAAUAGAUUUCUUGUGAUGGUGAUUCGUGACUUGUUGAAUCUCUGUGAAAUUACCAAGGGCAAGGACAACAAAGCAGUCAUUGCAAGUAAUAUAAUGUAUGUGGUUGGGCAAUAUCCACGUUUUUUAAGGGCCCAUUGGAAGUUUUUGAAGACUGUUGUGAACAAGUUAUUUGAGUUCAUGCAUGAAACUCAUCCUGGCGUUCAGGACAUGGCCUGUGACACAUUUUUGAAGAUUGUUCAGAAAUGCAAACGCAAAUUUGUUAUUAUCCAGGUUGGAGAGAAUGAGCCAUUUGUAUCGGAACUCUUAACAACUCUUCCAACAACUAUUGCAGAUCUAGAGCCACAUCAGAUCCAUUCAUUUUAUGAAUCUGUUGGUCAAAUGAUUCAAGCUGAAUCUGACGCUCAGAAGAGGGAUGAAUACUUGCAGAGGUUGAUGCAACUUCCUAAUCAGAAAUGGGCUGAGAUUAUAGGGCAGGCACGCGUAAGUGUAGAUUACUUGAAAGAUCAAGAUGUUAUUAGAGGUGUGCUAAACAUUUUACAGACAAAUACUAGUGCUGCCAGCUCGCUUGGGACAUACUUCUUAUCACAGAUUACUCUUAUCUUUUUGGACAUGCUUAAUGUGUAUAGAAUGUACAGUGAGCUUAUAUCAACUAGCAUUGCACAAGGAGGACCCUUUGCAUCUCGAACCUCCGUUGUAAAACUCUUGCGUUCGGUGAAGAGGGAAACUCUGAAGCUCAUUGAGACAUUUUUGGAUAAGGCAGAGGAUCAACCACAUAUAGGAAAGCAAUUUGUGCCCCCAAUGAUGGACCCAGUUCUGGGUGACUACGCCCGGAAUGUUCCUGAUGCUAGAGAAUCUGAAGUUCUCUCUCUUUUUGCAACUAUUAUAAACAAGUAUAAGAGCACAAUGAUAGAUGAUGUUCCACGCAUAUUUGAAGCUGUAUUUCAGUGUACUUUGGAGAUGAUUACAAAAAAUUUUGAAGAUUAUCCUGAACAUCGGCUCAAGUUCUUCUCCUUACUACGUGCAAUUGCUACUCAUUGUUUCCCUGCUUUGAUACGGCUGUCAACUGAGCAACUCAAGCUGGUGAUGGAUUCCAUCAUUUGGGCAUUCAGGCACACUGAAAGGAAUAUUGCAGAAACCGGUCUUAACCUCUUACUGGAGAUGCUUAAAAACUUUCAGGCAUCAGAGUUCUGUAACCAAUUCUAUAGGACAUACUUUUUGACCAUUGAGCAAGAAACCUUUGCUGUUCUGACAGAUACAUUUCACAAACCUGGCUUCAAAUUGCACGUGUUGGUACUUCAGCAUUUAUUCUGUGUGGUCGAGUCUGGAAUGUUGACUGAGCCACUAUGGGAUGCAUCAACAGUAACUUAUUCUUAUCCUAAUAAUGCAGUGUUUGUACGGGAGUACACCAUUAAACUUCUUAGUACUUCCUUCCCCAACAUGACUUCUUCUGAGGUUACCCAAUUUGUUAGUGCACUGUUUGAAUCAACAAAUGACCUCUCAGUAUUCAAGAAUAACAUACGAGACUUCCUCGUGCAAUCAAAAGAGUUCUCAGCUCAGGAUAACAAGGAUCUGUAUGCUGAGGAAGCUGCUGCACAGCGGGAAAGAGAACGACAACGGAUGCUUUCCAUUCCUGGGCUAAUUGCUCCCAAUGAGAUACAGGAUGAGAUGGUGGACUCGUAAAACCAAAACCAGUGGCUGCCUAGGCUUAUUUAAUUUGGUUGUUAAUAUGCCUCCCUCUGGAGUCGUAACCGGAGGAUGUUUAGUUGUCAAAUUUAUCCAGUUUGCGGUAUUUUCUCAUUGUGUAGGGUGACUCAAGCACAAUGCCUUUACCGUUACAAGGGGAGGAUUAGCCGAUGUAGAGAAUUUAGCUUCUAAUUGAGGAACACAGGAUAUGCCAUUUUAUGGUUUCCCCAGUUUUAGUCUUGGUAUUGUAAUUCAUUGGAGAGUUGAAAUUGGCACCCACCCAUCCUAGGUAGUACAAUUGAAAUAGGUUUUGGUGUAUACAAAAUUGGGUAGUUGUGAAGAUACCAUUUUUGUUUAUUUGUAGGGCAGUAAAAUGUAUUUUCUGAAUUGGUGCAUUAAUUUUCUAUGCUAUACAGUACCUUUUUAUUA